CGGGGCAGGCUGUAGCAGCAAGGGCUGGCCGGCCGCCAGGAAGUGUAAAAUCCUGGCCGGUGGGUGGCAAAUUUCGCCAGAUCGCGGCGAGGAGGCAGCGCGUCCGUCCAUCCGUCCGUCCGUGUGUCGGUGCGUGCGGCGGGCGCGGGGAGCGGCAGCCCGGCAGCCCGGCAGCCCGGCCCGGGAUUGCUUCAGUUCCUUCAUCAUGCAGCGCGUGGCACAACCCGGCACGGUGGGGAACUGCUAGUGCAGGGCUGACUCUUUGGUCUUCACUGAGUCCUUGGGCUUGAAGACUCAUGGACAUUGCUGAGAUUGGCGCUUGAACCUUGGAGAGAAGAGCGUUUCUGAUGGUCCUGCUCAGCUCCACCUGACCCUAUGAAAGGAGGGUUCACCGUAGCUCUGUCCUUGGCGCUGCAGUUCCACAAGAUGGGCUCGUUCAGAAGGCCUCGACCUCGCUUCAUGAGCUCCCCUGUCCUCAGUGACCUGCCUCGGUUCCAGGCAGCCCGGCAGGCGAUGCAGCUCAGCUCCAACUCUGCCUGGAACAGCGUCCAAACAGCAGUGAUAAAUGUGUUCAAAGGGGGAGGCUUGCAGAACAAUGAACUUUACACCCUCAAUGAAAAUAUCAGACGGCUGCUGAAGAGUGAACUUGGAUCCUUCAUCACAGAUUACUUUCAGAACCAGCUCCUUGCGAAAGGUUUGCUGUUUAUGGAGGAGAAGGUCAAGCUGUGUGAAGGUGAGGAUCGCAUUGAUGUCCUGUCUGAAAUCUGGGAUCACUAUUUUACAGAGACUCUUCCUACACUCCAGGCAAUAUUCUACCCAGUCCAGGGUCAGGAGUUGACUAUCCGUCAGAUUGCUCUUCUUGGCUUCAGAGACUUGGUCUUGCUAAAGGUGAAGUUGGAAGAAAUCCUUCCCCUGGUCCAGACGAAGGUUCCAGCUUCCAUUGUCCAGAUGCUGUUAAUUCUGCAGAGUGUCCAUGAGCCUACUGGCCCCACUGAGGGCUACCUGCAGCUGGAAGAGCUGGUCAAGCAGGUGGUAUCACCAUUCUUAGGUUUGUGUGAGGAUCACAGCUCCUCUGGUAGCACCUGCUUGCUUGAGAGACGGUACUCCAGAUCCCGGCCUAAGGCCCUGACCCCCCUGACCGAGCAGGAGGGCGAGGCUUACCUGGAGAAGUGCGGGAGCAUCCGGCGGCACACGGUUGCCAACGCUCACUCGGAUAUCCAGCUCCUGGCCAUGGCCUCCAUGAUGCACACGGGAAUGGUCGUCGAGGAGUCGGACAGUUCUGACAAGUGCCUCCUGCUGCAGCCCAGCUGCUUCAGCCACAGGCAGUGCUCCAGCGAGCCCAGCAUCGCCGAUGGCCCCGACGGAGUCGUGGCCCCGGGCAGCAGGCAGGACCCUGCCGAGCUCAACUGCACCUCUGUCAGCUAGAAGGAGUCUGGCUGAGGAGUGGAGAACUGUAUGCACUAAGCUGGACAAAGUGGUGUGUCAUCCCUGCUGGGAAAAAGACAGAAAAAUAGGAAUUUUGCUCAUGUCAUUGAAAUGGGCUCAAGUGUUUUAAUGGCUGAGAAUGCCCUCUAGAUAAGUUCUUGUACCAGUCUGGGAUCACUGUUGAUGGAGGUACCAGGCUGCUCCCAGAUGACCACUGAGGGCUACAUAUGUUUUGCUGUUGAGCAGCAUGAUCUGCCUUCUGUAAGCUUUCUCCCUCUACUGGUAUAAAGUGUUUGGCAUCGGGCUUCUUUCUUUUUCUUUGGUAUGAUACAAAUUGAGUUCUUUCUGCUUUUCUCCAUCUUUCCCAGUUGUGCUGCUUCUUUGUUCUCUGUCCCUACAGUGGAGGCCUCUGUGCUCAGUGUUCUCUAAUUCUGGUGCUAGCAUGGUGAAUGCUGAGCACUUCAUUUCUCUUACAAAGUUGAACUCAGGGAUGAAACUAUUUGCAUCCUGCAGAAAGAUCUGCUGAGGUGGCUUGUGAGAGGAGGAGAUCCUUCACUUUGCUUCCCAUGAGGAUGAAUGAAAAGUCCAAAUCAGAAUUAAUCAGACUUACCUUUUUCCCGGGCCCAAAGAGAACCGAGUAUAUGUGGAGUCCAAGCUGAGUACUUCAUAUGUAUUUUAUUUGGUUCCAGUCAUACCUUGUUGGUUCUGGUAUAAAUUGGGUGCAAAGGAUGGCUUUGCAUGGGUGUGUAAAUUGGGUGCAAAAUAUACUGAGCAUCCUGGCAUUUGGCAUCAAUUCGCUCUCAAAAUUUCAGUGCUGAUAGGGCUAUGAUGAAAGAGAAAAUCAAAUGGGAAGAAGAUGCUGCACUUCUGUGGGAGAUGUAAGGGUGCUUCUCAGCACUGUGCCAUCGUGACUCCAGAUCCAGGAGGUGAUGAUCAGGAUUUCAUCCUGGGCCUACCCUGGUGCUUUUAGCACUUGAUUCCAUGAGACCGAGGCUAAACAGCGGGGUGUGGAAAGGAGUCCUGUCUCAGUGUAUUCAUGAAGUGCUCCUGACCUCCAGUGGUAUCUGACUCAGUGCAGUACUGCUUUUACAAUAAAGUGAGGGCUCUUUGGUUUUGUUUUUAUUGUGAAGAUCAGGAGUGGGUCCAGUUUGCAGGUGUCUGUCAGUCACUGCAGCCCUCAGUGUCUGCUUUGUAGCAUCACUUGGUUCUCCAGUGCUGCUUGUGUGGGGACAGAGCCAAUCUGUUUGAGCUGUCCCCAGGACACUCUGCUGAUGUCUUGCUAAGUAGAUUUGCAAGUGUAAUUACAGGCUUAGAGGUGAACUGCAGUGCUGCCUUAAAUGUCAAAUCACAUUAAAAAUAUGGACACAACACAACCACCACUUCAAUCUACUCCAAGUGGUACUGUAAAUGAGUGUGUCUUGACAAGGAAGCAGAAGGUUAGGAUGAGCCUUCAGGAUGUUUUCUUGCAUGCUGUGACAUUAACUGCAGAAUUUGCCCUGCUUCUGUUGGGCAUUGAGCAUCUUCUGCUCCACUGACUGCACUGGAAGUACAUCUCUGAGCUGCCAGCAUUUGGCAUUAUUAGCACAUGCAACAAAAGGAGAGCAGGUUAUUUGGUAACAAAGCAUCAGAAAUACCAGCUAUGAGGACAAGGUGUGCUGCCUUGAUAAAUGACAGUGUUGCUUUGUCUACUGUGAUUUGCAGUGAUGGGAGAGAUACUUGGAAGAGCCUUCUUUUCCCUCCCGUCACUGGAGCUCUUGGGCUUUGAGGAAGGACUGAGUGUUUGGAUCACCAGUUGUGCUUUCCAUGUCAGGAAAAGAGGUUCAGUUGUGCUGCCUGCCUCCUUCUCCUCCUCAGAGCAGCCACAGUCCAGCAGAGGCCAGGAAGAUGUGUCUUUAAGCCACAUUCCCUUCAGAUGGAUUCUAGGAAAAGUUGCUUUCCUGUUCAUAAAUGGGACUGACCAGGCCAACUUACUGUCACCUGCCCCAGGGCAGCCAUGGAUUGUGGUGGAGCUUCAGAAUCUCUGUGGUGGCAGCCAAACCAUGCUGGUCUCACCUUGGCACAGUCCCUCCAGCAUGGGGUAGAUGAUGGUGUCCUGCUCACAUUUAAUUUCUUUGGCCCCUUGCCAUGAUUUAAAGCCUUCUCUUAGUCACCCUGAAGUGUGUGGGAAGGUGGUCACCCUGCAGCAUUUCAGUUCACUCUUAUGAAUGCUUUUCUUCUUCUGUUUCUCCUUUAACCCAUUUGCCUUCUGUGAAUACCCAAACCAUUUUGAUUAGAGAGCAGCACCCUCUUUUACGGUGAAAACCAGAAUGAUUUAUUUAUUUCCUGACAUAUUCUUGGAUCAUCUCUAGGGCUAAUAGGAGUUAGUCCUGGUUUUAACUUGAAUUUCUUUUGUUUUACUCAUAUGUAUGAUUUUAAUUAUUUUGGUUUUGUAUAUGUUACUUUGCAAAGAUUUGCACCAAGCCCUCUGAAUCAUGCACUUCCCCCAUUGUUUUGUUUUUAUGGAGAAUUAAAGCCAGUGGCUUUACUUUGUAAACUGAAGUAAACACAGCCUGUUCUGUAAACCA
Messenger RNA from Parus major (Great Tit), 3989 nucleotides. It is a transcript of the gene PRR5L, whose product is annotated as proline rich 5 like. The record is from RefSeq and is a predicted model, not a curated record. The transcript is spliced from 9 exons. The coding region runs from base 376 to 1425 and encodes 349 amino acids. Gene Ontology annotation, cellular component: TORC2 complex. Lineage: Eukaryota; Metazoa; Chordata; Aves; Passeriformes; Paridae. Gene Ontology annotation, biological process: TORC2 signaling.